Molecule: messenger RNA, 525 nt
Organism: Closterium sp. NIES-65
Lineage: Eukaryota; Viridiplantae; Streptophyta; Zygnematophyceae; Desmidiales; Closteriaceae
Source: the annotation of a GenBank genome assembly
AUGGUUGAGGCAGAGGUGCAGAAGGAAUCAGAGGCAGCGGCGCAGCAGAAGGAGGAGGGUGCGGCGCCGAAGAUGGUUGAGGCAGAGGCGCAGAAGGAAUCAGAGGCAGCGGCGCAGCAGAAGGAGGAGGGUGCGGCGCCAAAGAUGAAGGAAUCAGAGGCAGCGGCGCAGCAGAAGGAGGAGGGUGCGGCGCUGAAGAUGGUUGAGGCAAAGGCGCACAAGGAAUCAGAGGCAGUGGCGAGGCAGAAGAAGGAGGGUGCGGCGCCGAAGAUGGUUGAGGCAGAGGCGCACAAGGAAUCAGAGGCAGCGGCGAGGCAGAAGGAUAAGGCAGCGGCGCUACAUAUGGAGGAGGCAGACGCACAUAAGGAAGGAGAGGCUCGGAAUGAGGCAGAAGCAGCGGCGCGGCAGAAGGCGGAGGCAGAGGAGCAGAAACAGGCUGCGGAAGAGGCACUACAACUGGCUCGGGCAGAAGCGCGGAAGAAGGCUGUUGUAGAGGCGCGGCAGAAGGCGGAGGGUGAGGCGUAG